Messenger RNA from Lactuca virosa, 1216 nucleotides. The record is from the annotation of a GenBank genome assembly. Lineage: Eukaryota; Viridiplantae; Streptophyta; Magnoliopsida; Asterales; Asteraceae.
UUUUAUAUUGUUUCCUCUUCCCCUCCCCUCUUCCUCUUCCCCCGCCUCCCCCUUUUUCUACUCAUUUUCCACCCUUUCUUUCGUUGGAUUCUUGUUUAUCCCAUGUCGGGUUUGUAUAAUCCCAACUUCUCUCCAGCAAGAGCUGUCUCUCCACUGAUUAGAAGUAACGCAGAUGUCGACAGUCAAUACUUGACUGAAUUAUUGGAGGAGCAUCAGAAGCUCCAGCCUUUUAUGCAAGUUCUUCCCAUAUGCAGCAGGCUCUUAAAUCAAGAGAUUGUGAGGGUUUCAAGUAUGCUGCCAAAUCAAGGGUUUAAUGAGCUUGAUAGACUACGCCAUAGAAGUCCAAGUCCCAUGGCAUCUUCAAAUCUUAUGUCAAAUGUUCCUGGGAGUAGGAUUAGUGGCUGGAAUGGUCUUCCACCAGAGAGGUUAAGUGGGCCACCUGGAACAACAAUGGACUGGCAAGGAGCUCCAGCAAGUCCAAGUGCAUACACUGUGAAAAGAAUUUUGCGGUUAGAGAUACCAGUUGAUACCUAUCCAAAUUUUAACUUUGUUGGAAGGCUUCUCGGACCCAGAGGCAAUUCGCUAAAACGGGUAGAAGGUACAACGGGUUGUCGGGUUUAUAUAAGAGGAAAAGGGUCAAUCAAGGACCCCGAACAGGAAGAGAAGCUAAGGGGAAGACCAGGGCUCAGACAAGCUCAAGAAAUAAUCGAAGAAUUACUCAAACCUGUGGAUGAAUCCCAAGAUUAUAUAAAAAGACAACAAUUACGGGAGCUAGCAAUGCUCAACUCCAAUUUCCGGGAAGAUAGUCCGGGACCCAGUGGGAGCGUGUCCCCAUUCAACACAAGCAGUGGCAUGAAACGUGCAAAAACCGGCCGCUAAAACACAUGAAUUUGAUGAAACGGUGGAAACAGUUGAAAUUGAAAGCAGAUGAAACCGGUGAGGCGGUUGGUUUUUGGAAUUAUCAUCAUCAUCAUCAUCAUCAUCAUCAUCAUAUAUAAUUGUACACACACACACUACUUGCUCUCCAAGAUUCAUGUUCGGUAUGCUAUGCAUCUUCCUAUAUGUUUCAUGGCUUUUGGAAACACAAAAUACCAAAGUAUAGGCUGUCGGGCGAAUUUAUUUUUUGUUUUUUUCGAAAUUUUUUUUUUUAAAUUUUAAAAAAUUGAAUGAUGGAUAUAGCGACCAAGUACAAAGCGGAAAAAGUUAAAAAGUUGGG